Messenger RNA from Rasamsonia emersonii CBS 393.64, 702 nucleotides. RefSeq lists its product as uncharacterized. Gene Ontology annotation, cellular component: mitochondrion. Gene Ontology annotation, molecular function: thiosulfate-cyanide sulfurtransferase activity. Lineage: Eukaryota; Fungi; Ascomycota; Eurotiomycetes; Eurotiales; Trichocomaceae. Bases 1 to 702 code for a protein of 233 amino acids. The transcript is spliced from 3 exons. The record is from RefSeq and is a predicted model, not a curated record.
AUGCCCACACCAUCGGGAUCCUUUGCCUUUAUUGCGCGCCGCGCCGCGACAGCACGACGUCCUUCAUGCAUCAACAUCAACAUCAAUAAUAGUAUCAACUCGAAGAGCAGCCUCCUCGUACAGAGAGGGAGCAGAAGACUGCUGAGCACGCUUGAGUCUGGUUCAGCAGGUGCAGCUCGUGCAGCGCAAUCGAGACGUUCUGUCUUCCAGCAAGUUCGAUGGGAGAGCAGUGAGAAAAAGAGCGAUGGCAGCAGCAGCAGCAGCGAGACCCCGCAAUUGCGAUCCGUUGGGUUUGAGGAUGUCAACGCCUCCCUCCCCUCCCCAGAGCAGACUACUAACAAACCAACCACCAUCCUAAUCGACGUCCGCGAACCAGCCGAACUCUCCUCAACGGGAAUCAUCCCCGGCGCGGUAUCCAUCCCGCUCGCCUCGCAACCAGACGCAUACUUCUUGUCGCCGGAGGAAUUCGAGACGCGGUUUAGGUUUCCGAAGCCUGGCGUUGCAGAAGCCGAAGGGCAGGACGCGUCCAACAAGAGUGAUCUGAUCUUCUACUGCAAGGCCGGCGUGCGCGCCCGUGCCGCGGCACAGUUAGCUGUGCAGGCUGGCUAUGAUCCCAAUCGGAUUGGGGUCUAUGAUGGGAGUUGGUUGGAUUGGGUGGAUCGGGGAGGGAAGGUGGAGAAGUGGGAGGGUGGUGAGGAGUGA